AUGGAACCAGGAUCGGGGUCUCCGUUAACGGCACGGGCCAAAUUUGAAUUUCAAGGAACUAAUAACGAUGAGGUAAGUCUAUUUAUGCAGAUUUCAAUCAUUUGAUUUUAAUUUUUCAGUUGAGCUUCGAAAAAGACGACAUCAUCACGAUUACACAGCAACAAGAUGGUGGAUGGUGGGAAGGAACCCACGAAGGACUCACCGGAUGGUUUCCGAGCGGAUAUGUCACUCUCAUCACUGAAAAAGGUACGAAAACUUCCGGUUUUUUCGAUCAACGCCUCGAUUUUCCAGACAAACUUCAACGAUCGCGGUCUGUGCCCAAUGCGACUGCUAGAGGUAACGUUUUCCGGCAUUUUCCGCUGCUUUGAACAAUUUUAGUGUCAUUUCAGAAGUAGUUGCACUCGGAGCUCAACCAGACUAUCGGAGCGACGUACUAAAGAGUUUUGUGGAGGGAGAAACAGAGUACAUCAAGAAUCUGCUGAAAACUCUGCAAUCUCUGCUCAUUCCGAUCGGAACUGCUCACAUGUACGUUUUUGGUGCACUGUCAAAGCUGUGAAACCAUGGUUUUGACAAGAAGAGCCGAAAAGCGGCCAUACCUUUUUUUCACAACCAUACAUUUUUCAGCCUCUCCGCAGACGACUAUUGCAUUUUGGUCGGAAACUUUGAGGACAUCUACAUUCUCCAAAAAAAUCUUCUCUCCAAUUUGGAAACUGAACAGAAGUAAGCAUUUUCUGGUCGCUUCAACCUUCAACCUCAAUAUUUCCAGCGAGGAGCUUCCAAAAAUGAAGAUCGGAGGAGUAUUCAUGAGCGCCGCUUUGGAAAUGCGUACCGCACUGUCUGCAUACGCCGAUAACCAUCCGAACGCCGUCGAAGUUCUCAAGAAAAAGCAGUUAGUGAUGACGGAGAUGAUGAUUGCGCAGUUGUGACGUAUUUUCAGGAAGGAACUGGACAAAGUGGCAAAGGAACAGGGCAGAGACUACAAGGAACUGAUAGCGGGGCUCAGCGAGCCAAUGCGUCACGUCGACAAGUACUACAAUCUGUUGCAAGAACUGGAGAGAAUCGUCCCGGUUAGUGGAAUCACUUGCAGAAAGUCCCUAACACAUUUUCAUUCCCAUUCCUCUUGUUUUCACGGUAAAAGAACCAAAUCCUAAUUAAAUUUUCCAAUCACUGCCUCGUCGUCAGCUACAUAAUUCCCAUGUUUUUGCAGCCAAACCACCCGGAUCGUGGGGAUUUGCAGCGCGGAGCCGCUGUUUUCCGGGAGACCAAGGUAUCACGACAAAAUGAACGCAAAAAAAAAACACACAGAUGAGAACGGAAUUAUUACAGGAUUUGUGCGAAACCCUUCGGAAGCAGAAAGAAGCCCAGCUUGACUUUCUGUACGUAUCGAAAGUCGACAAAAUUGUGUCGGCAGCGGAAAGAGGCAAUAUGUUGUACGUGGGCGUUGCGAAUGUUGAGUUUGUCAAGGAUGAAUCUGUGGACAGGUACAUUAAAAAAUGGGAAUUAGUUGAAAGUGAAGAGCUUCAGGUUCAUUGCCCUGUUCUCCAAGUACAUCAUGUUUUUCGAAGUGAACAAAGACAUGAACUACGAUAUCAAAGAGAAGUACCCGAUUCAAGGAUUCACGGUCCGCCGGAAGGAUGUUGCAGAAGUAGUUUUUGGUGAGUUUGUGAAUUUUCCCUAACUUUGAGCGAAAUGUUCAUUUCAGAACGCCCAAACACUGGAGAGUUUAUAUUGAAUCUUGUUGCCUCUGGCGGAGAGGUCGAACGAUUCAUGACGGCACUGAACAGAGCUGAGAAGGUGCUCGUCAUCGCCACUCCGUCCACUACAAUCGUUCGUCGUCCAUCGAAGAACGCUGCGGACGCGAUGAACCACUCACAGAUCCAGAGUCCCGAGACUCCGCUCACUGCGAAACCACCACAUCCGCCAACAGUUUCGGAUAGCAUACUCGGACUGAUGAACAAGAGGAAAAGUUCAAAAGCGUGAGUUAAAAAAAAAUGGUGGUUUAUUAAGACUCUGAUUCACAUAUCGACGGACCAGAUGAUCCGAUAGGUCUUGAACUUGGACCCAGCAUAUUACAAUCCAAGUCUUAGAAGUUUGGCACCAAUCGGAUUAUAUCAAAUAAUCUAAAAGUUCGGGCGUCGGCCUUCCUUUUGCCCAGCCCUGGUUGAAUGACAUCUGCCUCAUGAUGACUGGCCUCCCUCACUGUUUGCCACCUCGCGCCUAAGCACGUGCCGACCGCGUUUUUGCCUUCUACUUUACUUGCCCGCGCCUUACCGACUUUCGCCGCCCGGUUAGCUCAGUCGGUAGAGCACCAGACUCUUAAUCUGGUUGUCGCGGGUUCGAGCCCCGCAUUGGGCUUACGUUUUUUGCAUUUCGAUCCCACGACCCUGAUGUUCCUCUGUAACCAAACAAGAAGCUAAAUAUUUUUGUGGUUUUUUUUGGAUACACCACGCCAAUAAAGAAAAUCAAAAAAUCAGUGAAUUAGGAAGCUCUGUCUGGUGACUCAAUUCCCUUGUUUUUGUUCGAAUAUAUUUCUCGGUCAGCUGGGAUGUAUGCAUACAAAACACGAACCGCUACGUCAAGAUCGGUAUCGGAAGAUCAAGAACAAAAAAAAAGAGAUGGAUAAGAUUGUAGUGGGAAUUCGGGAAAAACUGUUUUGAAAGUGAAAGCACGGAAGGGAAACAAAUUACGGUAGUUCUACUUACAGUUUCGAUGAUCCGAUGAACGCGAGCAGCAUCAAAUUCGACCAUGAACUCGGAAUGGUGCUCCCCGAAGGCUUUGAACUGCCCACAAGCAGCCGUAACUCUCGAAAUACUUCCGGUUCGUCUUGUUAUUUCAUUAUUUCUGUUUUCCUCCCACAUCACAUCAUUACCCGACAAAAAAACACGGUAUUUGUAUUCAUUUCAGAUAAUGUUCAAUUCUCUCAAUUCCCUGCGUAUUUCCUGAGUGGAAAUGCCGGCAAAAGAAGCGAUCGUGGAUUCCGCCUACGCAAAGACGCUGCGCGCGAGGAGGAGAUCGAGUUUGAGACGCUUCGAAUUCUCGACGGUUACUGUGUCGAGUCGGUGGGAGCACAAUCGGAUUUCCAUGGAGCCAACGAUAGCUAUCAGCAGCCGCAUCUGAUUGUCGCCGAGGACGAGAAGAUACUGGUCGAGGAGAUGGUCGGAGACGAAGUCGUUUUCCAGGAGAAGUACGUGUUUUUUUUUCCUUGUGCUUGGUCCCGCUGAGUGUCCGUGAAGGACAUAUGGACGCCCCCGUGGGCGGGUGUGUUUAGAAGACAAUUGUGGCUGGUUUAUUCAUGAACAAUGCUAAUCCACUUGAGAAUGAAAGUGAGCGAAACAAAGACAAUAAUAUAUUGGAAACAUUGGAAAGUGGUGAUUUCUCGUGAAAAAAAUUGAUAGAUUCGGGGGAUUACUGUACCAAUAGACAUCAAAACACAUUGUGUAUAUCUAGUAAGCAAAAGCAUAAACAACUUUUUCGAUCAUCUUUCAAGUAUCAAAAAUUGCUCCAAUUGUGCAUAGUUUGACCCCUCGUUUUUUGCUCGCCUAGCUCUACUCCCCCCGCUCUCACAGCCCACUGCUUCUCGUUUCUCUGCUCAUUUCCCGUCGGUUUUUCAGAAGCAUUGUUGACGCCGUCUACUCCAUCAAAGAUCAGCUCUCGUUUCUGCAGACUGAAUUCCAAAAACUGGCCAAGGUAAGAGCACUAUUACUUAAAUAUUCUGGGAGGGAGGGGACUCUUUUGAAAACGGAAGAAAAGAGAAAGGAAGAGAGAGAACUCGAGAAACAACACAUUAAAAAUCUAUGACGAGGCAUGGCAGGCAUUCAAGUGAAUAGAAAGCAGCUCACAAGAUUUUUUUGCAGGUCGUUGAGUCUGAGCAAAAAGCACGUCGCCGUUUGGAGCACAAUCUGCCGAAAAUGUCCGGGAUUAUAUCCCCGGAUGGAAGUGUGAGCACUCCGAGAAAAGAGAUCAACUCUUUUGACUCUUGA
This is a messenger RNA of Caenorhabditis sp. 36 PRJEB53466, 3980 nucleotides long. The record is from the annotation of a GenBank genome assembly. NCBI's taxonomy places the organism in Eukaryota, Metazoa, Nematoda, Chromadorea, Rhabditida, Rhabditidae.